AUGUCUCGACAACGUACUCAAAAGGGUUCGACUUUGACAGCUAAUGGUGUUGCACAUUCUACAACAGAAUUUAACAGUACACCACAUAAGCGACGUCGACAAACAAGUCAAGCGCUGGAAGCAUUAAGUCAACUAGUUAAAGAUCCAUCUAAUAAUGGUGGUGAGAAUAAAUUAAAUAAAAAUGAUAUACUUAGCUUGACGCUGGCACGCCUUCUUCGGCAAAAAUAUUGGCCCUCUAAUAAUUCUAAUAAAAAUGUUGAGUUAUUAUCUGGUAUUGAAACUUCUACGAUGGCAGAUGAUCUCAACGGCUUUUUUGUUGUGCUCAAUACCAGUGGUCGCAUCGUUUUGAUGAGUGAUAAUAUUGAAUAUCAUUUACGUAAAAACGUUCGUUCACUCUGUCCUCAAUUGACAAGCAUUUAUAAUUGUGUAAGUAAAGAGGAUCAUGAAUCUAUUCGUCAAAUGCUUUCCACACCAACGAAUGCUGAACAACGAAUUAUUUGUACAUGGCAUUUACCACGUGGGAAAAGACCUAGCCGAAAUCAUACUGAAAAAAAAUCGAUGCUGAUGACAGGUCAUUUCUUUUCUAUAAACAAUGAGGAGAAUACAAACCAAUAUGAACAAUUAUUUAUUGCACGAUGCGAACAAAUUCUUUCAAGUACGCCAAGCAUUCCAACAAAUAGUAUUGGUUCUACAAGUACAACAACGCUUCGAUUUGUACUUUCUGAACAAUUAAAUAUUCGUGAAAUAUCGUCAAAUACUGAAUCACUAUUGGGUUAUAAAGCUGAAGAACUAAUGGAUCAACCAAUUAGUCGUUUUUUAGCUACUGAACAUAUACAAAUCUUAGAACAAGCACGACAAAGUUGCAUCUUAGGUCAACAUUAUACGGUGAUGAAUGUACUUGAUCUAUACACUCGUGAUGGUGAUCGGCUCACUUUUGUUUGCAAUACUCAUAUGUUAAUUGAAGGUCGACGUAGACCAAUGAAACUUGGGUUUUUAGCACAACUAAUUGAUCCAUCAGCGAACUAUGACUUUUUCGUAUAUGCAAAUAAACAAAAUCUUGAACGAUUAAAAACUACUAAUCAGUCAGAAUUCACAUAUUCGUCGACUAUGGAUUUAAAUACUGUCACACCAACAAAUAUUUUAUUGGCAAAAGAUGAAGCAUGUUUGAAUUUAAACGAUAUUCCAACGGUUUGCCCAACAACAAUAUUACCUCAACGACGAAAACGUCGACGAGUAAAUCAAGUAACAGUGAAAAUUGAGCCUUCAUAUAUAGGUGAUACGAUUCAACAAUCUCCUCAAAUAGCGAAUGAUUUAUACGAAUCACAUGCAAGUUCAUCAGAGAGCUUGGCAUCAACAGCAUCACCAACACAAGAAAUUGGUUAUACAGAUGAAUUCUAUCCAUAUAUUAAUGAUAUUGAUGAAUCUGAGAAAAUCAAAUGGAUCCAUGGUUUUCCUUCAAUUAAUGAUAUUAAUGAUGUGCUCGGUCUAAACAAUGAUCCACAAUGUUAUAGUUUAAUAACUCCGACAAUGUCAUCAAUAGGCUUUUUUUGUUAG
Molecule: messenger RNA, 1554 nt
Organism: Rotaria socialis
Lineage: Eukaryota; Metazoa; Rotifera; Eurotatoria; Philodinida; Philodinidae
Source: the annotation of a GenBank genome assembly